AAGUGAGGGGUCGCAGACCUCACCCUGUCCCAGCUCCUCCACUUUUGGGUAUUUAUUCCAGUGAAACAAGUUGACUACUUAAUGCAUAAUGUACUUUGCCUUCUUCAUCCUUUUAACUGUCUCUCACUCCCUUCCCUGUAAACACAAUCUGAAAUAUCAGAAGCUGGCCUUGAACAUCUUGCUUUUCUUCUCCAGUGAAGCCUUCCUAGCUCCCUACUUUGGGGUUCCCGGAAGAACAGAAUUGGGUUUGGCUUGCAGGGAUCACUGACGUUUGGGGAGGUAGCUGUAUACUUUACUCAGAUUGAAUGGAGACACCUGGAUGCUACUCAGCGGGCCCUGUACAGAGACGUGAUGCUGGAAAACUAUGGGAAUCUGGUGUCUAUGGGACUUCGCUCUUCCAAACCAAAACUAAUCACCCAGUUGGAGCAAGGGGCAGAGCCCUGGAUGGAGGAUGGAGACUUUCCAUCAAGUACCUGUCCAGUCCAGGAGUACUGGUUUGAAGCAAAGAUAUCAGCCCUAAAGCAAAAUACUUCUGAAGAAUCUCUUCUGGGAGAGCAAACAAAAAGUGCCACAAUGGAAAGAAGUCUGGAUUGGGAGGACAGAAGAUCCACAGAAAAGAGGCACUAUAAAUGUGAGGAAUGUGGGAAAGUCUUCAAAUAUAAUUGCUCUUUUAUUAGCCACCAAAGAAAUCAUAUUGGUGAGAAACCCCAUAAAUGUAAAGACUGUGGGAUAGCCUUUAUGAGCAGCUUAUCCCUUCUAAAUCAUCAGAAAAUUCACAUAGACAAGCAGCUUUAUAGAUGUAUUGAAUGCGGGAAAUUCCUCAAGAAGCACUCAACAUAUGUUAAUCAUCAGAGAAUUCAUUCUAAAGAGAAACCUCAUAAAUGCAAUGAAUGUGGAAAAACUUUCAGUAAGAAUUCAAUCCUUUUAAGUCAUCAGAGAACUCAUACUGGCCAGAAACCCUACAAAUGUAGUGACUGUGGGAAAGCCUUUGCUCAGAAUGUAGCCCGUACUCGUCAUGAGAGAAUACAUAGUGGAGAGAAGCCUUUUAAAUGUAAUGAAUGUGGGAAAGCUUUCAGGGAUAACUCAACCGUGUUGGAGCAUCAGAAAAUCCAUACGGGGGAGAAACCAUAUCAGUGUAAUGAAUGUGGAAAAGCCUUUAGGAAGAGCUCAACUCUUACUAGUCAUCAGAGAAUGCAUACAGGAGAGAAACCCUAUCACUGCAGUACAUGUGGAAAGUCUUUCAGGUAUAGCUCAUCCUUUGCUGGACAUCAGAAAACUCAUAGUGGAGAUAAACCCUAUAAGUGUAGUGACUGUGGGAAAGCCUUUACAAAAAGCUCAAACCUUGUUGGACAUCAGAGAAUUCAUACUGGAGAAAAACCCUAUUACUGUAAGAAAUGUGGGAAAGCCUUCAGGCAGAACUCAGGCCUUGUUGAACAUCAGAGACUCCAUACUGGAGAAAAACCUUAUGAAUGUAAUGAAUGUGGGAAGGCCUUUCCCCAAAGCUCAGCACUUAAACAGCAUAAGAAAAUUCAUAACAAAGAUCUGUUAAAUGUAGUUGGUGUGGUAAAUCAUUCAGAAUAGUUUAUUCCUUUUGACAUCAAAGAGGAGACAUUCAAAAAACUGCUCCUUCAGCAAAAAUAUUGUGUGUGCCUCUAAUCCUGGAGAACUUCUUACACUUGUGAGGAUAUUCAUUUUAUGGUUUGUACUGGUGAAAUAUGGGAAGAACCAAAAUGUAUAUCAAUAUGUAGUUAUUAUGGAAUGCUGUGUGGUAAUUGAAAAAAAUGAGGUAGAGCUCUAUAUAUUGCCAUAGAAAGAUCCCAUGAUAGUUCAGGAAGAAAGUUGGAGAAAAUCUAAAAAUUGUGGUCUCAUUUAUAUUCUUUUAAAAAUGAAGCUAUUUUUAUGUAUGUACAUAUGUAUUAUAUG
Messenger RNA from Trichechus manatus latirostris (Florida manatee), 1923 nucleotides. It is a transcript of the gene ZNF485, whose product is annotated as zinc finger protein 485. Gene Ontology annotation, cellular component: nucleus. The transcript has 3 exons. The record is from RefSeq and is a predicted model, not a curated record. The coding region runs from base 352 to 1581 and encodes 409 amino acids. Gene Ontology annotation, biological process: regulation of transcription by RNA polymerase II. Lineage: Eukaryota; Metazoa; Chordata; Mammalia; Sirenia; Trichechidae. Gene Ontology annotation, molecular function: DNA-binding transcription factor activity, RNA polymerase II-specific; RNA polymerase II cis-regulatory region sequence-specific DNA binding.